Messenger RNA from Oreochromis aureus, 1897 nucleotides. RefSeq names its product hepatic lectin-like. Lineage: Eukaryota; Metazoa; Chordata; Actinopteri; Cichliformes; Cichlidae. The transcript has 8 exons. Bases 171 to 1055 code for a protein of 294 amino acids. The record is from RefSeq and is a predicted model, not a curated record.
UGAAAUGGAAGAUUACUUCAUUUUAUCCCCCAAAAACAGGAAGUAAAUUACCACAAGUUAAAAAAAAAUAGAUUUGGGUGGGUUUUUGUGAGGAAGUUUUUUUUUUCUGUAUAUUGUGAAACUUCUUUUUCAGAACUGCUAAUACACAGCAGCCACACACACACAGCAAAAUGCCUGAAGCUGAGGUAGUAUACUCCGAUGUGAAGUUUGCAAGAGGAAAAAAGGGAGCCAGUGAGGCCGUUACCCCAUCGACUGACUCGACUUACUCUGAAAUCAAGAUCUCAAAGACUCAGCCAUCCACAGCACAGCUGUCUGAGGGUCCUCAACCAGCUGUGGUGAGCAAAGAGUCAAAGGUCACCUCAGAGAGAUUGGUCCUGGUGGUUCUCAGUGUUCUCCUGGCAGCUGCUCUCAUUGCUCUGUGUUUUACCACAAUUAAAAUAAUUACAACUAACAAACAGCUUGAAAAUCUAGAACGUCACAAAAUGAAGUGCAAAAGUAAUUUCACAGAGACUCUCUCUAAGAUACAACCAUGCAGCACGGUGCAGCCGACCUGUCCAGGACCUAAAGUAAUAAAUGAUCCUUGUUAUAAGUGUGAAGAAGGCUGGGAGCAACAUGGAGGAAAGUGCUAUUACUUCUCCAACAGUAAUUCAUCCUGGAAACAGAGCAGAGAUGAAUGUAGAGCUAAAGGAGGAGACCUGGUUAAGAUAGAGAGCAGAGAGGAGCAGACUUUCCUGGAGAGAAAACUGAGAGAUGUAAUGACUGAAGCUGAGGACAAGUUCUGGAUCGGACUGACAGACUCAGCAGCAGAGGACAGAUGGGUGUGGGUAGACGGAUCACCACUGAAUCAAAGUUUGAAGUUUUGGAGUGGAAAAGAGCCAGACAAUUGGAAAGGGCGCAAUGGUGAAUAUCAUGAUGGAGAGGACUGUGCGAGGAUGGGAGAACAAGGUGGAGCUGAUGAUCUGAAGUGUUGGUUUGAUGCAUUUUGCUCAAAUCCUAACAGAAGUAUUUGUGAGAAAGCAGAAGUAAAAGGACAGUUUAAAAAAGUAUGUGACUGAAAUUCACGUAUGAAACUCCAGAAUUGUCAUGGUCCUGGGUCUUUGAGUUUAUUGUUAUUAUUUUCCAGUUUUUGCUGUUUUGUAUUUGUUCUUAGGGUUUUUUUUUUAUUUCAACAUGUGAACAAUAUACAGGUACAUUUAGAAAAGAAAAUAAGAGAGAGAAAAAAAAUAUAUAUAUACACUAUACAAAAUACAUACAAAAAACCCCCAAAACAUUUAAGUUGUGUGUUUAGUGUUUCUAUCAUCCCUACCUGUGUCUUUCCUCUGUGUCCUGUUCGUGUCCCUGAGUUGGUAUUGUGAAACAGUCUGUGAGUUUCCUGUUUUACUUUGUAGGUUUGUGUCUCGUUAUGCCCAUUAGUUCCAGCUGUGUCCCCUCCUGUCUGCCAUUUCCUAAUUACCUGGUGUGUGUAUUUAUACUGCGUGUCUGCCUGUGCUCCUCGUCGUGUCGUCUGUGUUUCUCUGUGAAUCUUCUGUGUACUUAGCGUUAUUCCGUGUUUGACCGUGUCUCUCUGCUCCUCGCCCCGUGUCCUCCUUUUGUGUUAGUCUUCCCAGUUUAGGUUUAUGUUCGGUUCUGCCCACACCUUGGUUAUUGUUCACUGUAAAUAAAACUCACUUGCACCUCCGCCACUGUCUGCUAUUUGGAUCCUUCUUCUCACCUCCAAGAAUGGAGUGAUGCAAUUUUUAAAAAUAAUGCCACAAACAGAAACAAAAUGAAAACAGUAAAAUAAACACGAGUAAUAUUUUGUAUCUGAUACUUUUCAGUUUUGAUGUGAUUAACAUGUAAAAGAAAUGUGGGAGCACCUGUGAAAUUCAUUAAACUUUUUUUAAAUAAUAAAUUAUCC